This is a messenger RNA of Protopterus annectens (West African lungfish), 1299 nucleotides long. RefSeq names its product ribonucleotide reductase regulatory TP53 inducible subunit M2B (gene RRM2B). Gene Ontology annotation, molecular function: ribonucleoside-diphosphate reductase activity, thioredoxin disulfide as acceptor. The record is from RefSeq and is a predicted model, not a curated record. NCBI's taxonomy places the organism in Eukaryota, Metazoa, Chordata, Ceratodontiformes, Protopteridae. Gene Ontology annotation, cellular component: cytosol. The transcript has 9 exons. Bases 81 to 1154 code for a protein of 357 amino acids. Gene Ontology annotation, biological process: deoxyribonucleotide biosynthetic process.
UUGCAGGUCAGGUCACCGAAGUCUGCUGUGGUAAUCACGUCAUCUAAACUUCGUUUUCUUGUUUUCGUAUAUUAGUUAAAAUGCAGACGUCAGAAAAAUUUGUGAAAGCUGUAUCCGAAAGGACUGAAAAAAAAGCAGACAAGGAUACUGUCAACUAUCUCGCUCAUAAUGGCACAGACGUAAGUGAGGAGGAACCUCUUCUAAAAGAAAACCCAUGUCGCUUUGUUAUUUUUCCCAUUGAAUACCCAGCUAUAUGGAGGAUGUACAAGCAAGCACAAGCUUCCUUCUGGACAGUAGAAGAGGUGGAUUUAUCGAAGGACCUUGCUCACUGGGCUCUAUUGAAAUCUGAAGAAAAAUAUUUUAUCUCAAGUGUAUUAGCUUUCUUUGCUGCUAGUGAUGGAAUUGUCAAUGAAAACCUGGUGGAAAGGUUCAGUCAGGAAGUACAAGUCGCAGAAGCACGUUGUUUCUAUGGAAUGCAGAUCUUAAUUGAGAAUAUACAUUCAGAGAUGUAUAGUCUGUUAAUAGCAACUUACAUUAAAGACCCACAUCAAAGGGAGUUUUUGUUCAAUGCAAUUGAAACAAUGCCAUGUGUUAAGAAGAAAGCUGAGUGGGCCCUCCGUUGGAUUGCAGAUAAGCACUCUUCCUUUGGAGAGAGAGUGAUUGCAUUUGCUGCAGUGGAAGGGAUCUUUUUCUCUGGGUCAUUUGCUGCCAUUUUCUGGCUGAAGAAGAGAGGGCUUAUGCCUGGUCUUACCUUCUCUAAUGAACUAAUUAGCAGGGAUGAGGGCCUCCACUGUGAUUUUGCAUGCCUGAUGUUUAAAUAUUUAGUAAAUAAGCCUUCAGAAGAAAGGGUCAAGGAAAUUAUUGUCGGUGCAGUGAAGAUUGAACAGGAGUUUCUAACUGAGGCACUUCCUGUAAAUCUGAUUGGAAUGAACAGUACAUUAAUGGAACAGUAUAUUGAGUAUGUAGCUGACCGCUUGCUUACAGAACUUGGAUUUUCUAAGGUAUAUGAAGUAGAGAAUCCUUUUGACUUCAUGGAAAACAUCUCACUGGAAGGAAAAACCAACUUUUUUGAAAAGAGAGUAUCUGAGUAUCAACGGUUUGGAGUGAUGUCCCAAGCAGCAAAUAAUGUUUUCACACUAGAUGCAGAUUUUUAAACUUUGUUUCAUGACAUGGGCAACUUCUUCUGAGGGUGUUUAAAGCCGCCUUGCUGCUCCUAACUUGUUUGUUAAAUGCAAAAGGUUAAUGGUGAUGACUGUUUUUAGAUGAACUUCAUAAUAAAAAGUGUGCAGUAUGCACAGA